This is a messenger RNA of Eremothecium sinecaudum, 606 nucleotides long. Its product is annotated as HEL335Wp. The transcript has a single exon. Lineage: Eukaryota; Fungi; Ascomycota; Saccharomycetes; Saccharomycetales; Saccharomycetaceae. The record is from RefSeq and is a predicted model, not a curated record. The coding region runs from base 1 to 606 and encodes 201 amino acids.
AUGUCCAAUGUAAAUUGUUACUUCCAUUCUGAGAUUCAAACAAUGGUCGAUAUGCAGAAGUUUAAGAAGCAGUACCAGAAGUGGAACCCCAGGACAAAGCUCGAAAACGGAUUAACAGUUGCCAUGUACUCAAAAAGUGCGAACGAUCGAUGGAGUCAUGACACCUGCCAAAUUGACUCGUUGUUUGAGCUUAUGGACAUUAAAAUGGACGAACAGCAUUCUCUACGUGGCAUUUCACCAUGCACACUGGAGACGCCGGUCCUCAAUUACAGCUGCUCGCCGCCGCCUGGUCGGGGUAGAUUGGUAGAACCGUCUUCUUUCCAGCCGGAUGACAACGACAAGGGUAACAAGAAAUUUAAGAAACUAUGGCAUAUUUUUAGGAAGUCCACCAAAGAAUACUAUCAGCCCCAAGAGCAAUCGGACGCUUCCAGCGUCGUGGAGCCCCAGGUCAUUACGGCCUACAACGGAGCAUCAGAAACACAGCUGCAGCUGCAAACUACCGGUAGACUGUCCGUGCACUAUUCGCAGCAUAAGACGCAUAGAAAUCAUCGCACCUCGCACUAUCGAAACAUAUUAAAGGGUGACAUAUCCACAACUACUUGCUGA